AUGGACAUGAACGUAAAAUCAUCUUUAGACGCCUCAACGGGACCACCACCUUACUCCAGAGGGAAUGAGAGUUCCCUGGUCUCUGCCCUCAAGACACUGCUGUUUUUCACAAUCCUAAUGGUCACGCUGCCAAUUGGACUGUACUUCGCUUCAAAGGCUUACAUCUUUGAAGGUUCAAUGAAGAUGUCCAGUUCCGACAGUUACUUCUAUGCUGCCAUCGUUGCUGUGCUUGCUGUGCAUGUUGUGUUGGCACUAUUUGUAUAUGUGGCCUGGAAUGAAGGGGCGCCUAAGGAAAAGGGCAAACAUGAUUAA
This is a messenger RNA of Knipowitschia caucasica, 312 nucleotides long. The record is from the annotation of a GenBank genome assembly. Lineage: Eukaryota; Metazoa; Chordata; Actinopteri; Gobiiformes; Gobiidae.